This is a messenger RNA of Triticum aestivum (bread wheat), 1689 nucleotides long. Its product is annotated as vegetative cell wall protein gp1. The record is from RefSeq and is a predicted model, not a curated record. The transcript has 2 exons. NCBI's taxonomy places the organism in Eukaryota, Viridiplantae, Streptophyta, Magnoliopsida, Poales, Poaceae. Bases 176 to 961 code for a protein of 261 amino acids.
AACCUUAUUUUUCUAAGGAUCCUCCCCUGUCCAGUCGCCGCCGCCGCUGUCUCCAUUCCCUCGGGAUCACCAGCGAUCCAGCCGCUGCUCUCCACCUCGCAACCGACCACACACACCCAGCCUCAUCCAGCCAGCCACCUUCCACCUUGAUCUGGAGCCACCAGAUCAAGAUCCGAUGGCCCCUAGGCCACCAGUUCAUCCCCACCGGUCCACCACAGUGCCCCGCAGCCACGAUCCGGCCUUGAUCUUCUCUGCCUCGACGGAGCAGCCGUCGCCGGCCUCCAGGAACGGCUGCUCUGCAUCGUCCUCGCGCGCCUCCUUCCUCGAGCAAGAGCUCGACCUGCUGCCGGCGACCUCGUGCCCGACCUCCAGAUCCCCCCUCCGUCCCGCGAGCAGCAGUAGACCGUGGCGCCACCACCGGAGCUCGCCGCUGCCGGGAAUCGCCGUCUUUCGCCGGAGUUUGCGUCCUCGUCCUGGAUCCGCGCUGUCGCCUCCUACCUGUGCGUCGUGCGCGGGAACCGACAAGACUCCGGCGCCAUGGCCUUCCCCACCUCUGCCCGAGCGCCUCCAGGACCUCGUCUGCCCCGCCGCAUCACCAAAUCCGGCCACCAGGACCCUCCAGCGCCGUCGCUUCCUUCCUCCUGUUGCUCGAUCCCCUGUUUCGCGAACGAGGAGACGAGCGCCUCGCCUGCGCGUUGACCGCGUCCCCUCCCUUGUUCGAUCCAGCAGCGCGCCUCCAGAUCCGCUCCAAGGCCCAGCCAGCCUCCUCCAGGCCCCGCGGUCCAGCGGCCUCCAGGCCCAGCGAGCACCUCGCCGGUUCGCUCCCGUUGACGAGCGCGUGGGCCAGCGCCCCUGGCCCAUCUUCCCCCGCGGCCUGCCAGGCCUCCUCCACCGACCUGGGCCGAGCCCAUGGGUGAGAACCCCCCCAAGCGCCCCUGUCCUGUGCAGCCCGGUAGACUAGAUUCGGCCCGCAUGUAUUUUUUUUACCUGCCUGCGAAUUUUGUCAUUAUCCGUAGAAUUACAGAAUUGCAGAAAACCCCCUGUUGUUCAUGCAUUUAAUAACUCACAAAAUAUGCAUCAUAUGUAAAUAAUUUAUAUAUGUAAAAUGCUCAGAAAAUUGUGUAGAUUAAUAAUAUGCCAUUUUCAGCCAUGUUUAAAAUGUUUAAAUUGAUGUUUGCAUUAAUUUGCUAAUAUGCCAUGUUAAAAUGCUUUAAUUCAUAACUAAAUAACCGUAGCUCCGUUUUUAAUAAACUUUAUAUGUAAAUGGGGUGGAAAAAUGCCUAGUUUAACAUGGUGCACUUUAUUUUCCUGUUUAACAACAUUAAAAUGGUGUUUAGGGUAGAACAGUACCAAAUCCAUAAUAUGCACAUGGGGAUUUUUCCGGAAUUGUUUUUUGUUAUUUCCGGCCUCAUUUAAACUUGCCUAAAUAGUUAGUUUACUUAUGCUUCACCCCUGGCCAUGUUAAUUAACAUUUAAUAUUUGUUGAGUAUCAUAACCGAGAGAGAACUAAAUAAUUGAUGUGGUGUUUUGUCAAUAUGCAAUUGCAUAUUGAGCUCCACUUAACUUGUAGUAUUGUUUGUUGCACUUUGCCAUGCCAUGCCUCAUUAAACCGGACAUGUAUCAUACUUGAUUGUGCAUCAUGCCAUGUUUAUGCUUGUGUGUUUAUCAUGUUGUUUGCUUUUUCCGGUG